Miniopterus natalensis is the source of this 1493-nucleotide messenger RNA. Lineage: Eukaryota; Metazoa; Chordata; Mammalia; Chiroptera; Miniopteridae. The record is from RefSeq and is a predicted model, not a curated record.
CGCGGACGCUGCCCGCCCCGCCCGCAGGGCCGCGUGACCUUCCCCGACGUGGCCGUGUACUUCUCCGCGGAGGAGUGGAGGCUCCUGGACGAGGCCCAGAGGCGCCUGUACCACGACGUGAUGCUGGAGAACUUCGCCCUGACGGCCUCUCUGGGAGAAGGACCUUAUCCAUGCAACGAAUGUGGGAAAUCCUAUACCCGAAGAAAUUAUCUUACCAUACACAAGAGAAUUCACACAGGAGAAAGGCCUUAUCAGUGCAGUGAGUGUGGGAAAUCGUUUUCAAGUGGUUCCCAACUCAGUAGUCAUCUGAGAGUACACACAGGAGAAAGACCUUAUCCAUGCAGUGAAUGUGGGAGAUCUUUUACCCGAAGAAAUUAUCUUAUUUUACACCAGAGAAUUCAUGCUGAAGAAAGCCCUUAUCACUGCAGUGAAUGUGGGAAAUCUUUUACUGGAAGAAAUAAUCUUACUAUACACCAGAGAAUUCACACAGGAGAAAGCCUUUAUCAGUGCAGUGAAUGUGGGAAAUCCAUUACCGGAAGAAAUAAUCUUACUAUACACCAGAGAAUUCACACAGGAGAAAGACCUUACCAAUGCAGUGAAUGUGGGAAAUCUUUUAGCAGGAAAUCGAGAAUGGUUCGACACCAGCGAGUUCACACCGGAGAAAGGCCUUAUCAGUGCAAUGAAUGUGGGAAAUCUUUUACCCAAAGAGAUUAUCUUAUUAUCCACCAGAGAAUUCACACAGGAGAAAGGCCUUACCAGUGCAGUGAAUGUGGGAAAUCGUUUUCAUGUCGUUCCAACCUCAGUAACCAUCAGAUAGUUCACACAGGAAAAAGACAUUAUCAGUGUAGUGAGUGUGGGAAAUCUUUUAGCAGGAAGUCAAAAAUGGUUCAACACCAGAGAGUUCACACAGGAGAAAGGCCUUAUCAGUGCAGUGAAUGUGGGAAAUCAUUUUCAUGUCGAUUCAACCUCAGUAAUCAUCAGAUAGUACACACAGGAGAAAGGCUUUAUCAGUGUAAUGAGUGUGGGAAAUCUUUUAGCAGGAAGUCGAAAAUGGUUCGACACCAGAGAGUUCACACUGGAGAAAUGCCUGAGUGCAGUAAAUGUGGGAAAUCUCUUAAUGUUGUUCUACUUUGUUACCAUCAGAGAGUUCACACUAGAGAAAGGCCUUAAAUGUGCUGGGAAUGGGCAACUUUUCCAAGUAACAACCCUGGAGGAAACUGUUUUGAGGAACCAUCUGUUUGUAUUGAAAGUCAUAUACCUGAAUAUGCAUAGUGGGGAGAUCCCCAUAGUUUCAUUUAUAUGGGAAGCAUGUGUAAUGUGUUAUACUUCCUGACUUGCCCAUGGGUCUUCCUAGGUUUAAGUUGCAACCUAUGCAUGUGGAAAAUGCAAUUUAAAUGGACACUGUCACCUGGCCUGAAUGGCUCAGCAGUUGAGCAUUGAUCUAUGAUCCAGGAGAUCGAGGUUCGAUUCUUGGUCAGGGCACAUUCCCAGGU